AAAAAAAAGGAUAAGAACCCAUAAACUUUUACGUGAGAGUCAUUUCCCUUUAAUAAGCGAUUCAAUCACAUCUUCAGCCACACACCAAAAAGAGAAAAUGUUGAAGAGAUUGUUGACGACAUCCGCUUUCUCACCUAAAGGCGUUAACUGGGUGCGUUCAUUCGCAUCCGGAGCCGGAAAAGGAGGAUUCGCAUCGGGAGCCUGGAACGUGGGAUUCUCAUCUGGCGCCGGGAAUGGAGGAUUCGCAUCAGGAUCUGCGUCUGGUGGCGACGAGAACGGAGGAUCUGCGUCUGGUGGCGACGGGAACGGAGGAUCUGCGUCUGGUGGCGACGGGAACGGAGGAUCCGCCUCUGGUGGCGCCGGGAACGGAGGAUCCGAGUCGGAAAACAACGGAGGAGGACAGAGAAGCUAUCGUCUUUGUCCACCCUCAUUGGAACAAAAGCUAGAAGAUUUGCAGAAGGAGUGCAAUCAGUGGGAAGAUCACUUUCGAAAAGCCAAAGACAUGUUCAGCUCUCAGGAUGGGGAUCGUAAGGAGCAUGUAAAAUCGUGUGAGAUCCGGAGUCUGGAGCGAUAUCUCACCUAUCUCAAGGAGGAAACCUACAUUUGGAAUGUCGUUCGCGAACAUCGGGAGACAUCGAACUUUCCAGAGUCACAAAAGAUGCGAUGGGAAGUGUACUGGCUUGGUACAAGCAGAAGGGUGUCAAAUCGGAUCUGCACAGAGUAAUGGAGGAGAUCGAAGAAUCGUUAUUCCAGGCAGCGUUUAAAAUGACGAUACGUCAAUCUACCUGCCACUGGAUAGAGCAAUCAUCCUACUGGUUGGAGAGGGCUCGCUCCCUUGGAGUUAAAGUAGAAACCGGCAAGGUAGUGUCUUUACUCUCUGCUCUCUAUACUUCCACUGGAUAGAGCAAUCAUCUACAAACUUUUGCUUUUAUUUAUUCAGGGAACAAUUGAAGUCGAUUAUGGACAACUCGAUAUAGUUUUCACCUUCGCAAAGGAUGCCAUGAGGAGUUUGCUAAAUUGGUCCGUUGAAAAUGGUGGCUUCAUGUCAGAUUUAAUCAUUCCAGAGAUACGCAGAAGCUUGAUCGAAGAGCUCGGUUUAUCAGUGGAAGAAGCCUUUUACUACUGGCUAGGAGAAAUUUUUCACUUGGGAGAAUUGCACUCCCAUUGUAAAGAUGUCAAGUUAAAGUUAGAUGCUGAUGUGUGACCAAUCGCGAGGAGUGAUGGGAUGGUGAUGAUGUGAUGGUGACGAUGGUGACGAUGGAGGAAUAAUGGGAGGAGUGCUUGCUUCAAUAUUAUCGUUUUUUUUUGUCUCAAUAAAUCUUAGAACAAUGACACUGAUUUUGCACAAAACUACGUUUUUAUUUUUUAAUGGUAAUAUCCUCUGUUUUUCUCGUGUCGUUGAAGAAACUUAAUAUGAGAAAUGAUGGUUAAGGUUUA
Molecule: messenger RNA, 1437 nt
Organism: Brassica napus (rape)
Lineage: Eukaryota; Viridiplantae; Streptophyta; Magnoliopsida; Brassicales; Brassicaceae
Product: keratin, type I cytoskeletal 9-like
Exons: 2
Coding region: 98-724 (208 amino acids)
Source: RefSeq, a predicted model, not a curated record